Peronospora matthiolae is the source of this 120-nucleotide messenger RNA. NCBI's taxonomy places the organism in Eukaryota, Oomycota, Peronosporomycetes, Peronosporales, Peronosporaceae. The record is from the annotation of a GenBank genome assembly.
AUGCUCUUCAACUUGACAUUCAACUUUUCAGCCACUGUGUCCGUUCCAGCUCCCGGAUUUGGAAUUGGCACUGCCGAAAGCACAGGGAUCGACAACGGAGUGGAGCAACUGCCAGAGUGA